This is a messenger RNA of Hypoxylon trugodes, 489 nucleotides long. RefSeq lists its product as uncharacterized. NCBI's taxonomy places the organism in Eukaryota, Fungi, Ascomycota, Sordariomycetes, Xylariales, Hypoxylaceae. Bases 1 to 489 code for a protein of 162 amino acids. The record is from RefSeq and is a predicted model, not a curated record. The transcript has a single exon.
AUGUUGGAAAAGCACCAAUGCCACGCAGGCAACUUUGAGAUUGCGUACUGGCAAGAGCACCGUAAACUGCAAGAAGCUAUUGAGGCCAACGGGAUCCUCACCCAUCAGCUGGAACAGCUUCGAAGUCAACCAUUGUACAGACCAUACGUAGCCCCGAGUUACCUAAGUACACAACACGCUAUAUAUCCUUUGGAGACAAUAAACGAAGAGAGGGGGCCGGCUGGGGAGGAAUCUUACUGUAUGCUGCAACCGAGCAAAACCGUAGCACCUGCGGCUACGGGAGAUACAGGCCUCCAAGCUAGAGCGUCUGACAGCCCAAAUGCCAGUCAAGUAACGAGGACAUAUCCAUCUCAUAUACCGAUAUGUCCAUUAGAACAAAAGAUACCAUCGGAACCGGACCAUACAACACCACCGCCGCAGAAGCGUCCAAAACGCAAGGGAGCUGGGUUAAGGAGGACUAUGGAGGCAGCCCUAUCAUCAACGACUUGA